AUGCCUGCUGUGCUUGCUGCAAGUCUUGAGAAAACCAUCAAGCCCAAAUUCAAGAUUUUCCAAGAUAUGGGCUUUUCUGCCGAAGACAUUGCUGAGAUUAUCUCAAACGAUCCAGAAAAUUUGCAUCGCAGUGCAGACAGUAGGCUCAGACCGUCAUUAUUGGUGUUGAAAAGAUUAUUGGGAUCUAGUGCAGAGGUAACUAAGGUUUUAAAGAUUUCUGGUUGGUACUUGAGUCGCGAUUUGGAGAAGAGUGUGGUACCCAAUGUUGAAUAUUUGAAGAGUUGUGGUGUAGGCAUGGAGCAAAUCAUAAAGAAUAUGUAUAAAUUUCCAAGGUUUCUCGUGUAUAGUCCAAAAAAUAUGAUAAGUUCUGUUAAAAUUGUUGAUGAGAUGGGGACUUGUAGAAGUUCCAGAUUGUUUAUUCAUGCUGUUCAGGUUGUUGGUUCAAUGAGCAAUGAGACUUGGGAACUCAAGUUAAGGCAUUUUAGGAAUUUGGGGUUUUUGGAAGAUGAUAUUUUGAAAAUGUUUCAAAAGGCUCCUCGGGUAUUUUCUGCCUCACAGACGAAGAUAAGCAAGGUAGUAGAGGUUUUACUUGCAACCGGGAAGUAUGAUCUUUCGAGCAUUGUUAACAGUCCAGUAUCAUUUACUUGCAGUGUUGAAAAGAAGAUUAUACCAAGAAUGCAAGUUUUAGGGAUUUUGGAGAGUAAGAAUUGGAUUGGAAAGUGGCCUAGUCUUUCAACUAUUACUAAAAUCGCAGAUAGCAAAUUUGUGGAGAAAUUUGUUCAUCCUUAUUUAUAUGAAGUGGGAGAAGUAUAUAUGGCAAAUAGUGCACUCAACAUAAAAAAAUAUGAAAAUUAG
Molecule: messenger RNA, 855 nt
Organism: Fraxinus pennsylvanica
Lineage: Eukaryota; Viridiplantae; Streptophyta; Magnoliopsida; Lamiales; Oleaceae
Source: the annotation of a GenBank genome assembly